AAUUUUAGACACAAUCUACAUUAGUUUACAUCUUUUAUAAUUUUCCUUCGGAACGCAUCGGUUCUUGUUAGAUUUCUUUUCCGAUCAAGACUAAACCAUGGCGACAGCUACCUAUCCACCACCUCCAUUUUACAAGCUCUACAAAGAUUACCUGCAGGAUCCGAAAUCGGCACCGGAGCCUCCUCCGCCCAUCGAAGGCACCUAUAUGUGCUUUGGUAGCAAUUACACCACGGAUGACGUGCUUCCAAGUUUGGAAGAGCAAGGAGUGCGCCAACUUUACCCUAGAGGGCCAAAUGUUGAUUAUAAGAAGGAAUUGAGAUCUCUGAAUAGAGAAUUGCAGCUUCACAUUCUGGAGCUUGCUGAUAUUCUUGUUGAGAGGCCAUCCCAAUAUGCAAGGAGGGUGGAAGAAAUAUCCCUAAUAUUCAAAAACUUACACCAUCUGCUUAAUUCUUUGCGACCACAUCAGGCUAGAGCAACAUUGAUUCAUAUACUAGAACUUCAGAUUGAGCGUCGUAGACAAGCUGUCGAGGAUAUAAAGAGGAGGAGAGAAGAAGCACAAAGACUGCUCAUGGAGUCACUUGAAACUUUGGAUGGGCACUAGUACUACCUCUUUCAUCAGUGUUGAAUUCAUAAAGUACAGAUCUUGUCCAUGCUGAAUGUUUCGAUCUCCUCGUAUUCUACUGCAUCUACUGAUUUCAUCGGUUCAGCUCAGUCAGUUCUAAUGCAUACACUGGUGCAUCGAUGACAUGUCUAGGUAAUUCUUAGGUAUAACAUCUUUGUCAAUCUGUGCAAGAUCCAGAAGUGACCUCUCCCCCGUUGUGAUUACUUGAGCAGAUUGUAAUUAAUUGUUUGAACUACAUUGUAAGCUUUAGUUCACGGGUUCGGCAUAGUGACUAAGAAACGCAGUUGAAAAGAUCUGUUCUAUAGAUUGUACUGAGUGACAGCCUAUAACCGUGAGAUUGGAAGAAAUUAAUGCUAUUGCGUCCUUGGCUUCCGUAAUAUUUCUCUCACUAUGCAUUAUUGUUUGAAAUACAACGAUCCGCCAGGCUGUGGGAUGCAGCAGUAACGAUGGAGACAAUGGUAACUUAUCAAUGAAUAAUUUGUUUGGUCAA
Messenger RNA from Cucumis sativus (cucumber), 1112 nucleotides. RefSeq names its product mediator of RNA polymerase II transcription subunit 7a. Lineage: Eukaryota; Viridiplantae; Streptophyta; Magnoliopsida; Cucurbitales; Cucurbitaceae. Gene Ontology annotation, molecular function: transcription coregulator activity. The record is from RefSeq and is a predicted model, not a curated record. The coding region runs from base 98 to 601 and encodes 167 amino acids. Gene Ontology annotation, cellular component: mediator complex; core mediator complex. The transcript has 5 exons. Gene Ontology annotation, biological process: regulation of transcription by RNA polymerase II.